UGCCACGGGCAGUGCCCAGGCUCCGCGCCUGCGCACUGCCGUCCGCCACUCCCCGCAGCGUCCUGGCUGGGAGUGUGACAUGGUGCUGUCGGAGCUGGCGGCGCGCCUUAACUGCGCCGAGUACAAGAACUGGGUGAAGGCGGGCCACUGCCUGCUGCUGCUGCGCAGCUGCCUGCAGGGUUUCGUUGGCCGCGAGGUACUCUCCUUCCACCGCGGCCUACUCGCCGCAGUUUCUGGUCUGGGGCCGCGCGCCGCUUGCCGCGGCGGCUCACGGUGCAGUCCGCGCGCCCGCCAGUUUCAGCCACAGUGUGAGGUGUGCGCUGUGUGGAAACGGGAGAUUUUGAGACAUCACGUCAACAGAAAUGGAGACGUGCACUGGGGAAACUGCCGGCCCGGCCUCUGGCCGGUGGACGCCUGGGAGGUGGCCAAGGCCUUCAUGCCCCGAGGACUAGCAGACAAACGAGGACCUGAGGAAUGUGAUGCGGUUGCGCUUUUAAGUCUCAUCAACUCCUGCGAUCACUUCGUGGUUGAUCGAAAGAAAGUCACAGAGGUAAUUAAAUGUCGUAAUGAGAUCAUGCACUCUUCCGAGAUGAAAGUAUCUUCUGCGUGGCUUCGCGAUUUUCAGAUGAAGAUCCAAAAUUUUCUGGAUGAAUUCAAGAACAUUCCAGACAUUGUGGCAGUAUAUUCCAGAAUAGAACAGUUGUUGACAUCUGAUUGGGCUGUUCACGUCCCCGAGGAAGAUCAGCGAGAUGGGUGUGAAUGUGAAAUGGGAACUUACCUGAGUGAGAGCCAAGUCAAUGAAAUAGAAAUGCAGUUACUAAAGGAGAAACUUCAAGAGAUAUAUCUUCAAGCAGAAGAGCAAGAGCUGUUGCCUGAAGAGCUCUCAAAUCGACUAGAAGUGGUGAAGGAAUUUCUGAGAAGCAAUGAGGAUCUUAGAAAUGGCCUUACAGAAGAGAUGCAGAAGCUAGACAGCCUCUGUCUACAUCAAAAGCUGGAUUCAAAGGAACCUGGGAGCCAGACACCUGACAGGAAGGCCUGAGGUUGUUCGUCAACAAAAAUCAGGCAUGUUCUGUGAAAGUCAGCAUGGCUUCUGUCUCAGAUAUCCUUUUCUGUGCAAAAGGAAAAAGUUACCAGAGUAUUGUACCCGAACAAAAAGGAAUUUUUGCUGUUUUGUCCUGGACUUUGCUCUGACUCUUUGGAACUUUCUCAAUAUUCAUAAACUUGGGGUUAUAUAAUCUAUCACAGUCAAAAAAUAUUAGAUACUCUUAUGCCAAAACUUGCUACUAGGCCAGGCGUAGUGGCUCACGCCUGUAAUCCCAGCAUUUUGGGAGGCCGAGGUGGGCGGAUCACCUGAGGUCAGAAGUUCGAGACCAGCCUGGCCAACAUGGUGAAACCCCCAUCUCUA
This is a messenger RNA of Saimiri boliviensis boliviensis (Bolivian squirrel monkey), 1405 nucleotides long. It is a transcript of the gene CXHXorf38, whose product is annotated as chromosome X CXorf38 homolog. NCBI's taxonomy places the organism in Eukaryota, Metazoa, Chordata, Mammalia, Primates, Cebidae. The record is from RefSeq and is a predicted model, not a curated record.